Messenger RNA from Topomyia yanbarensis, 906 nucleotides. RefSeq names its product TM2 domain-containing protein almondex (gene amx). Bases 66 to 806 code for a protein of 246 amino acids. The record is from RefSeq and is a predicted model, not a curated record. The transcript is spliced from 4 exons. Lineage: Eukaryota; Metazoa; Arthropoda; Insecta; Diptera; Culicidae.
UUUGCAAAAUACCUAAUUAAUAAUAUAAUUUCUAUCAAUUUAAUAAAAGAUUUAUACUUUAUGUCAUGUUAGGACGAAGUUGUAUUCGAUUAGAUUUCAAAUCAGUUAUAUUUUUGAUAAUGUCAAUUGUUUUGUCACAUAUUAGAAUCAUACAAACAUCAGUUAAUUCGAACAAUCCGGAAGUAAUUCCAACCAAGUUGGAAAAAACUAGCACGGAUAACGAUCGAAGCGCUCUUACGAUAAAUUCCGGUAGUAAAAUACCUUCUGACACCAGUCAUUGCCCAAAUGGUACUCUGUGCAGCGAUCUCCCAAAUUCUUGCCUGCAGUGCAACUACAACGCACAAUGUGUUUACGGAGCAGAAAUGAAUGUCACUUGCCUACCGAAGAGCUCAGUAACGUGUCACAGUGAUGCGGCUGGUCACGAGAUUAAGCGAAAAACCAUCUGCCGGUACUGUUACCAAACCGAGCGGUGGGAGCAGGUUUGUGAACAAAAGGGAGGCUGUAAUUCGAUUGACUCGCAGUUCAAAACAAACUGUACCGUAAACGGGGAGAUUCUCUGCAUGGGUCACCGGACGUUUAUGAGGAAAGUUCCAUGUAACUGGACUCAGGGCUACCGCUGGUCAACAACGUUGAUCCUUAGCAUAACCCUUGGAGGGUUUGGAGUAGACCGGUUCUUUCUUGGACACUGGCAGGAAGGAAUCGGCAAAUUGUUCAGUUUUGGAGGACUUGGAGUUUGGACACUGAUUGAUGUGUUGUUGAUUUCGCUGCACUAUCUGGGACCGGCGGAUGGAUCCCUGUAUAUUUAGUGUGAACUUGCUGGGAUACAUAUACUCACGAAAUUGUACUGUACGAUGUGAUAGUUAGAAUAAAUACAAAAACAAGUUUACCAGUAUUGCGUUCUUCUAA